GGUAUUUGUUGAGUAGUAUUUUAUUAGUGGCACUGCCUAUUUUCACACACUCUAUUUAAUCUCUAUUUAAUUAACAAUGCCGUUAUCAAUACAGGCGCAUGUAUUAUACGUCAUCACAAAAGACCUUUCCUGUCCCGCGUGUCAUAACAUGGUUGUCUUUGAAUUGAGUUAUCUGGCAAUGACACCAACCCAGCUCAAUUAAAAAAAGUUUUUUUUGCCGAAGCCAUGCCACGCUACGAACUGGCACUGAUCCUGAAGGCGAUGCAGCGGCCUGCGACAACAGCUGCUCUCCGGCGGACAGUGGAGACUUUGAUGGAGCGGGGCGCGGUGGUGAGGGACCUGGAGAACCUGGGGGAGAGAGUGCUGCCCUUCAAAAUAACCAAACACAAUCAGAUCCAUGUCCGAGGGACAUACUUUAUGGUUGAUUUCUACGCAGCCCCUAACAUCCUCACAAGUUUUCUGGAUCACCUGAACCGUGAUGUGGACGUGGUGAGGCCGACUGUGCUGAAGAAGGACGACCAGGUUUCCAGCAGUUUGUGCUGUAACCCAUAAGGAAUGACUGAUUUAGGUAAAGACAAGUCCAUCAGUAGGCUGCUAACCAUGUAUCUGUUUGAAAAUUAAACCUGCAGCUGUGAA
Cottoperca gobio is the source of this 636-nucleotide messenger RNA. It is a transcript of the gene mrps6, whose product is annotated as mitochondrial ribosomal protein S6. Gene Ontology annotation, biological process: translation. The record is from RefSeq and is a predicted model, not a curated record. Gene Ontology annotation, cellular component: mitochondrial small ribosomal subunit; ribosome. Gene Ontology annotation, molecular function: structural constituent of ribosome; small ribosomal subunit rRNA binding. The transcript has a single exon. NCBI's taxonomy places the organism in Eukaryota, Metazoa, Chordata, Actinopteri, Perciformes, Bovichtidae. Bases 226 to 552 code for a protein of 108 amino acids.